Xenopus laevis (African clawed frog) is the source of this 5074-nucleotide messenger RNA. RefSeq names its product calmodulin regulated spectrin associated protein family member 3 L homeolog (gene camsap3.L). Gene Ontology annotation, cellular component: microtubule; microtubule minus-end; cytoskeleton. Bases 325 to 4353 code for a protein of 1342 amino acids. Lineage: Eukaryota; Metazoa; Chordata; Amphibia; Anura; Pipidae. The transcript is spliced from 19 exons. The record is from RefSeq and is a predicted model, not a curated record. Gene Ontology annotation, molecular function: calmodulin binding; microtubule binding; microtubule minus-end binding. Gene Ontology annotation, biological process: cytoplasmic microtubule organization; negative regulation of microtubule depolymerization; neuron projection development.
AAAGAGGGAAGGAGGGGGGAGGGGAGGAGACAGUCAGUGCACCUGAGACAGCGGCAGGGAGAGAGCGAGAGAGACAGAGCGAGGGACUGAGGCGAGAGAGACAGACAAGGACACCGACUCAGGAGACCCCCAUGAACACAUAGAGAGGUGCUGAAGGACAGCUCCCGCCUCUGCCCCCUUGUAUUCCACAUUUCAGCUCUUCUGCCUGUUGUUUGUGUCAAGCCGACCCCCCUCCUCCUCCCCGACUCCAUUCAAUUUAAUCUCCCCUGAUACUGAUGGAUCUAGCGCUGCACUAGCCUCACACUGCGACCCAGGCCCGAGCCCAUGAUGGUGCCUGUGAUUAAAGCCCUGGAUGUGUAUGAUGCUCAGCAGGCCCGGCUCUCUGCCUCCCUCAGCUGGAUCAUCUACCGAUACUAUGGACAAGAGGUCCCUGCAGAGCUGUGCUCUCCCUGCUACACAGACCAGUAUGAACAAGAACACGUAAAGCCAGCAGUGAUCACCCUCCUGUUGUCUGCUGAUAUUUACUGCAGAGCCUACCGUAAAGCCCUUCCCCACGACAGUUCCCCACCCCGGGACAAUGCCGGCCUUCUCCUCAUGUUGGCGCGGAAGGGCUUGGCACCAGCGAAUCAGGGAGAGCCUGUGAAAACCAUCGAUCUGAGAGAGAAGCCUAUCCGUAUGGCUGCCCACCUCUCUCUCAUUGACUCUCUGAUGACGCUCUACUCUAUCCAUUGCACUGCACCCCUCCCUCCAGAAGCAGACAUUAGCCUGACCAGCGUGGAGACCAAGCUUCUCAAUUGGGUAGAUAAGGUAAAUAACCAUCUUCUUGAAGGAGCUGAACGGGAGCAGGGGAAGAAACAGUUAUCUGCCCCAGACGGGCAGAACCAAGUUGGGUGCCCCUCCCGCUGGUACUGGAAACUGGUCCCUCAUGCCAUCGCUUUUUGUUUAAAGGAGUCUGGGAAUAAGCCUCCCGUGAUCCGCUAUCGGAAGGAUAAAGCUCUCUCCAGCCAGACCCCCUGCUUUACUGCCGUCUCAUCCUUGAGGGACCUGUCUAAUGGGAGCGCUCUCGCAGCCACUGUGCAUUACUAUUGCCCCACUCAGCUCAGGCUACAAGAUAUCUGCCUGAAGGACACCAUGUCAGUGGCCGACAGUCUCUAUAACCUGCAGCUCCUGAGAGAGUUUUAUGCUCAACACCUGCCACCCUCCUGCCCCCUCUCCUUGGAGGAUCUACUAUAUGUUCCCGCCGCCCUAAAGGUUAAUCUCGUUGCUCUCCUGGCUGAUCUUUACCUGUGCUUUGAAGUAGUCAAACCCGACUUUGUGCAGCCCAAAGACGUGUACCUGCACAGUGAGAGUGCAACUCCUUCCAGUGCAACUCCUUCCAGUGCACGAAGUGGGGGCCGGUCCCCAAUCUUUAACUUCAACCGGCCUGGCAACACUGGCUCCCUUCCUCACUCUUCCUCAAUGUCCCACAUGGAAGGAUUUGGAAAGGCAUGGGUAAAGAACCCUCUGAGUCAUCCUCUGUCUCAAGCAGUCUCCUUCAGCAUUCCCUUUGGCUUGGACAGUGAUGUAGAUAUUGUGAUGGGGAAUCCUGUAAACAUCAUGCGCUCUGUCAGCUCUGACAGCCUCAAUCACCCCCCAAAGUCUCCCAGCUGUGUCACCCGCGCCACCUAUACCCCCCCUGAGGAUGUUGCUGAACUUCAGAUGCAACCUCGCACAUUGAAGAAGGUUCCGCUUACAGGGAAAGUGGCCUCUGAUUCGAAUGCUCAGGAUAAAACUGCUGGAAGCUCAGGGGUACAGACGGACCUCCCCACAAUUGAAGAGGCCCUGCAAAUUAUUCAUAGCUCAGAGGCACGUCAUCUGCCAGAUGGAGCACCAGAUGGAUUUUAUCUUCAUUCUCCUGAGGAGGCAAAGCCCCCCAAAGUGGAAGAGUUAGUGGGUACCCCAAAUGUGGGCGUUUAUAGGACACAUAAUACCUCCAGGAGGCUCUCCCGGGAUGAUGACUCUGUUCUAAGGGACAACAGCCUGGACUCAGAUGCAGAGGAGACUAAACCUGCUCAGGAGUCUAGUCGGAGCUCUCUCAGCUCCCAAGCAGAUUCCAGUUCAGGGGCAGGGACAAAAAUGACCAGUUUUGCUGAGCAAAAGAAGAAAAUGAAUGCCAAAAUAACUCCAGAAAGUUCCCCUUCAUCUUUGCCUUUGAACUCUCCCAAUACCACCACAUGGGCUCAGAAGGCCGAGGAGUCUCCUGUGAAGAGUCCGGCCUUAAAUUCUGAGAUGAACCAGCUGAGUGCCCGGCUUGAAGAGAAACGGAAGGCCAUUGAGGCACAAAAGAAAAGGAUUGAAGCCAUCUUUGCAAAGCAUCGCCAACGGCUUGGCAAGAGUGCGUUCCUUCAGCUUAAUAAAAAGGAUGGAGAGGAGGGAGAGGUGGAAGAAGGUAAAAUAUCUCCAGAUGAAGGUCUCCCCAAGGAGCUGGAAGAUGAAGGAAAGAGGAAGCAAUUCCCAGAAGAUGUAAGCAAUGAUGAAAAACUAUCAGAUGCAGUGAUGCGACCCCGAGGUGAGAAACAAGUCAGCUUCUCACCUGAUGUUGCAAAAGAAGGUCUAGACAACAAUCUGGGGGAUUACAAUCGUGCUGUAUCUAAACUGAACAAUGCACUGUCAUCCCUCCAGCUAGAUAUGAAAAGGCUGUCUGACCAGCAGGAUAAAAUGAUGAAAAAGGAAAGCAAGGCCUGGGUCAUACCAGCCCCAAAAGCCUCACCACCUCAACAUCGACCCAGAUCUUCACCUCCUGCUCGCCUCACAAGAGAAAUUCAGGCCUCUCGUUCCUCCUUACCUGCAUCUCCCUCACAUUCCCCAAUCCGUCUUGCUCCAAGGUCCCCUCAGCCCAAUGCAAGGAGGUCAGUCCAACCUGUGCCUAUAACACCCAAAAGUCCCAAGACAAAUCGGCCAGUUGAGCUAAAGAUCCCACCUGUAAACAGAGUCCUCACUCUUCCACAUAAUGUUGAUACUAUACCUCAUCUGCGCAAGUUCUCCCCAAGCAAAGUGCCAGAUCAGACAAAGACAUCCAUAUAUUUUACUCAUAAGGGACUAGAGGGAGAAGAGGAUGGAGAGACUGUCCCAGCUAUGGAAGGUCAUGGUAACAUGCGGCCUGUUGCUUCUGUGGUGCCACAGAGUAGUGGAGUGGCCACUUGGACUGAAGAGACAGAAGCAAAGAGAAGCAGUUUGAUAGAAAUACCACUGUCUGAUUUAAGGGCUACAGAAGAUUCUGAGGUUGAAGGCCCAGACUCACUGGAGGGAACACCAGGAGAAGAUGGAGUGCAGAGAGGGGGAGUUGGAUUCUUUUUUAAGGGUGAGGAGCGGACAGAAGACGAGAUGGCACAGAGAAGGGCAUCUCUCUUGGAGAAGCAAAAGAAGAGGACAGAAGAAGCAAAGAAAAGGAAACAAUGGCAAGACGAAGAGAAAGAUAAGAAGGAGGAGGCAAGCCGACAGCAGCAGCAACAGGAGGAGCAGAAGCCCAAAGAGGAGGAAGUCGUAACACGGAGGGGCGACUUCACAAGGAAAGAGUAUGAACGGCGACAUCAGCUGAAGAUCAUGGAGGAUUUGGAUAAAGUUCUACGGCAGAAGCCCAUGACCGUUCGGCAAGUUAAAAAGCCGCGCCCAAAGACCGUCUUCCGAGACGACUCGGUCAUUUCCCGAAGUCCAGUUCGAGGCCUACUAGGUUCCAAGCUCAGUAAGGUUUAUUCCCAAUCCACAAUGUCUCUCUCCACUGUCGGCAAUGAAAGCGGUUUUAGCACUAUGAGAAAAUCUCCCAAAUCCCCAAGAGCCAUGUCACCUUCUGGUCCAAUGUCUCCAAGCAAAAGUCCCUUUACUCAGAAUGGGGACAAGGACUGGGACGCUGCAUCCACAGCAUCAUCUCCUGCCUCCAUCCCAGAAUAUACUGGUCCCCGACUCUAUAAAGAGCCAAGCGCUAAAUCAAACAAGUUUAUAAUACACAAUGCUUUAUCUCACUGCUGCCUCGCCGGCAAAGUCAAUGAAUCCCAGAAGAACAAGGUUCUAGAGGAAAUGGAGAGAAGCCCAGGCAACCACUUCCUGAUUCUGUUCCGUGACAACAGCUGUCAGUUCCGGGCAGUCUAUGCCUUUUCAUCCGAGACGGAGGAGCUAAACCGCUUGGCUGGCAUCGGCCCUCGCACGAUCAGCUUGUCUAUGAUAGAAGACAUCUACAAAUACAGCUCAGACCGAAAGCGCUUUACCCAGAUACCAAGCAAGACCAUGUCCAUGAGCGUCGACGCCUUCACUAUACAGGGCCAUCUCUGGCAGAGCAAACGGCCAACCACACCCAAGAAGGCAGGCACGCCAAAGUGAGAACAUCUUCAGCCAUCUUCACGCGUGUGGUGCUGUCUGGGCUCUUCGGGCCCGCGCAAUUACCACCUUUUCAGUUGCGGUCUAUUCGCUGUCCUGUGUUGAGUUUUCGCUCAAGUGGUGCCUGUUUUGAAUUGAGUCUGGUCAGGCUGGUGUUCACUUUUGCUUGGGCCCAACUGUUUUCACUUGGACAACAUCUCCUAGUUCAUUUGCUGCAUCUCAGUCCCACCAGAUGUCUUUUAAAGAAGCCUGGGCCCCACUGCAUUCUAAGGUGGUGCCUACUUUGCCCUCUCUUCUCAGGGUGGACUGGCUUAAUAGUGACUUAUCUUUUCUCUGUUAUGGAAAGUUAUUACAUGAUGGGCUUGGGUAGGACUUUCUCUCUACAUGUACCAGUCAAACUGUCUACAGACCCCUUUCUUUUUUACUCCCUUAUUACUACUCACUGCCCUCCCUACUAAUGUGCCAAGCUGUUAUUCACUGCCCACUCUAUUUAAACAAACUAUUGCCCUCUUAGGUCAGUGUAACCCAUUUCCCUUUAGUUUCUGCUGAAAUGAAUGGUGCCUUCCGUCUGUUGGCAGCCAAAGUGCAAUUCAUGGUUUUAAAGGAGAAUUCAACCUGUAAUAAAAAAAAUACCCCUAUCCCCCAGCCUACCUACCCGAUAAAUGCUCCUAUUUUUUUUUUUUUGCUCACUCCUCCAUGCAGAUUCUGGCCUCGGCGUUCACGG